Hibiscus syriacus is the source of this 798-nucleotide messenger RNA. Its product is annotated as protein DMP4-like. Lineage: Eukaryota; Viridiplantae; Streptophyta; Magnoliopsida; Malvales; Malvaceae. The transcript has a single exon. The record is from RefSeq and is a predicted model, not a curated record. The coding region runs from base 32 to 673 and encodes 213 amino acids. Gene Ontology annotation, biological process: endomembrane system organization.
AAAAUCAAAGAAAUUUAGAAGGUUUUCAGCUAUGGAGAUUAAGUUCCAAGGUGAUGAGUCGACCCACGAACACGGCGAACACAAAACACCCCUUCUGCGAAAUUUGGCAGAAACACCAGAAACCGAAAGGAAAACGCUCAUACAGCAAGCGAUAAGUCAGACGUUCCAAAGCACAGCACAUUUGGCUAAUCUUUUACCCACCGGCACCGUCCUCGCUUUCCAACUCCUCUCGCCGAUCUUCACCAACCAAGGCGACUGCGACUACGUGGGGCGGUCCAUGACGGCCGCCCUCGUAUUCCUUUGCGGUCUGUCGUGUUUCGUUUCCAACUUCACGGAUAGUUUCAGGGACAAGGAUGGGAAUGUGUGCUACGGUUUGGCCACGAUCAAGGGUCUGUGGGUGAUCGAUGGUUCGGCCACGCUCCCGCCUGAAUCCACGGCGAAAUAUAAGCUAAGGUUCAUCGAUUUCGUCCAUGCUUUCAUGUCGAUAAUGGUGUUUGCGGCGGUGGCGCUGUUUGAUCAGAAUGUGGUGAGUUGCUUUUAUCCGGUGCAGUCGAGUGAGGCUCGAGAGAUACUCACGGCGUUGCCUGUUGGGAUAGGGGUUUUGGGGAGUAUGUUGUUUGUUGUUUUUCCUACUACACGCCAUGGAAUUGGGUUUCCCCUGUCAGCGAAUUAGCCAUUCCGCUCCCCCCACCCCACACCUUUCAUUAUGAUAUACAUGUGAAUAGAACAACUAUACAUGCUUAUGUAUACGUAUAUAUUCCUAUGUUUCCAUGCCUAAAAACUACUUUUUAUCAUUCA